Messenger RNA from Micropterus salmoides (largemouth bass), 1084 nucleotides. Its product is annotated as serine/threonine-protein kinase 40-like. The transcript has 7 exons. The coding region runs from base 376 to 1020 and encodes 214 amino acids. Gene Ontology annotation, biological process: protein phosphorylation. The record is from RefSeq and is a predicted model, not a curated record. NCBI's taxonomy places the organism in Eukaryota, Metazoa, Chordata, Actinopteri, Centrarchiformes, Centrarchidae. Gene Ontology annotation, molecular function: protein kinase activity; ATP binding.
UUGUCAGGUGGCGCUGUCGCUGUGGAAAGAUGCGAUCAGCGAAGAGCGGAGGCUUUUCCUUAAUUGCUCAUUUCGGUAACAGAGCCUCAACAACGCGAAACCAACCCUCUGUGGUCGCUCCUGUUUAAGAGACCACCUCCGCAUACCCACCACAGCGUGUACCCAAGAAAUGUCCAUGUUAUAAGCAGACAACGCAGACAUUACCCGGCGGUUUUGGCUCGAGCAUGACUUGGUGUCACUCUGGCUUGUGCCAUAAAUGCUGUCAGAAAACCUCAGCUCAUCAGACUCAGUGGGUGAUGACUAGUGGAGAUGGAGACAGAUGGGCGAGAGACACGAUGAUGACACUGUCUGCUGUCUGGGAUCACAAAAAGCCUCAUGGAAAUCCCCAGUAUGUCCAAGCGGCGCUCGUCUGACAGGGGGGCUGGAGAGGCAUCAGGCAGGGCCAGCAAGCUACAAUGUCCUGGGAUAUCUGGCAAUAAUGCCAAGAGAGCUGGGCCCUUCAUACUUGGGCCUCGCCUGGGCAACUCACCAGUGCCCAGCAUAGUGCAAUGUCUGGCCAGAAAGGACGGCACUGACGACUUCUAUCAGCUCAAAAUCCUGACACUGGAGGAGCGGGUGGACUCUGCAGGGGAGACUCAGGAAGAGAGACAGGGGAAGAUGCUGCUGCACACGGAGUACUCCCUGCUUUCUCUCCUGCACAACCAGGAUGGGGUGGUCCACCACCACGGCCUAUUCCAGGAUCGCGCCUAUGAAAUAGUGGAGGAUAUGGAGGCCAACAAGGUGCGCAAGAUGAAGAAGCGGAUCUGCCUCGUGCUGGACUGCUUGUGUGCUCAUGACUUCAGCGACAAGACGGCAGAUCUAAUAAACCUCCAGCAUUAUGUCAUAAAGGAGAAGCGACUGAGCGAGCGUGAGGCCAUCGUAAUCUUCUACGAUGUGGUGCGUGUGGUGGAGGCCCUACAUAAGAAAAACAUUGUGCACAGAGACCUCAAGCUGGGAAACAUGGUGCUGAACAAACGGUAAGAUGAAACGCAUGCACUCAUUCAGCCUCAGUUAGCUGUCCAAUAACCCCUCCCCAUAAUAACAG